AUGGAUUAUAUAACCAACAUUACAUACCUCACUCUUGAAGGACAUAUUGAAUUACAGAAGUACAAAUAUAUUUAUUUUAGUAUUACACUCACAGUGUACAUACUUAUAUUUUGUUGUAAUACUGUUAUCAUUUGGCUCAUAUAUACAAAUCAGAGUCUUCAUGAGCCAAUGUACAUAUUCAUUGCUGCUUUGUUUUUCAAUGCUAUUUUUGGAACUACUGCACUUUACCCAAAACUACUGAGUGAUUUUCUUUCGGACAGUCAGGUAAUCUCUUAUCCAGCUUGUCUAGUCCAGGCAUUUUUAAUUUAUACAUAUGGUGCUUCAGAAUUCUUACUGUUAUCAGCAAUGGCCUAUGACAGGUACGUUUCUAUCACUAAACCACUACAAUAUGCGACGCUUGUCAAAAUGUCCACUGUGAAAAAGAUGAUAUUUUUUUCAUGGCUUCUCCCUGCAAGUGAAAUGUCUGUAAUGGCAAUAUUAACAUUCAGGCUAAAACUGUGUAAAUUUAGACUAAACAGAAUUUAUUGCGAUAAUUAUUCAGUUGUCAAGUUAAGCUGUGGAGACACAUCCGCAAACAACUACUAUGGUGUGGCAAUUUUAAUCAUAGCCGUGUUCCCAGCAGUGAUAUUCAUCAUUUUCUCCUACAUUAAGAUACUUGCAAUUUGUUUAAAGAGCUCAAAAGAUUUUCAGAAGAAAGCUUUACAGACAUGUUUGCCACACCUUUUAAUAUUCGUUAACUUCUCAGUCAACUGUAUAUUUGAAAUUAUUAACAACAGACUACAAUCAGAUAUACCCCACGUUGUCCAGAUCAUUACAUCCAUAGAAUUUUUAGUGAUUCCCCCCCUGUUCAAUCCAGUUAUCUAUGGAAUAAAACUGCAAGAGAUUUUAUGUAGGAUUAAGAAACUCUUUUGCUCAAAAUGA
Molecule: messenger RNA, 921 nt
Organism: Chanos chanos (milkfish)
Lineage: Eukaryota; Metazoa; Chordata; Actinopteri; Gonorynchiformes; Chanidae
Product: olfactory receptor 51E1-like
Exons: 1
Coding region: 1-921 (306 amino acids)
Biological process (GO): detection of chemical stimulus involved in sensory perception of smell; G protein-coupled receptor signaling pathway
Cellular component (GO): membrane
Molecular function (GO): G protein-coupled receptor activity; odorant binding; olfactory receptor activity
Source: RefSeq, a predicted model, not a curated record